Fomitiporia mediterranea MF3/22 is the source of this 1902-nucleotide messenger RNA. RefSeq names its product WD40 repeat-like protein. The record is from RefSeq and is a predicted model, not a curated record. The coding region runs from base 202 to 1800 and encodes 532 amino acids. NCBI's taxonomy places the organism in Eukaryota, Fungi, Basidiomycota, Agaricomycetes, Hymenochaetales, Hymenochaetaceae. Gene Ontology annotation, molecular function: protein binding. Gene Ontology annotation, cellular component: mRNA cleavage and polyadenylation specificity factor complex. The transcript has 6 exons.
CUACCUGUCCUCCUACCCUCCUCCGCCAUUCCUCGAGCUUCGACGAAUGACUGGACACCGACGCGGCAUACUGCUCCGCCGCAUCCUCCUCCUCCAGAUGAGCAGCGCACUGAAAUUGCUUUAGCCGCGGCGCGUCAGCUGAUAGAUGGCAAGGCUCUCAAGAAGACACGUCCGCGACGGACGGUAGACUACGGAGGGGCAAUGGGCCGUUGGAUCCUUAAUAGGAGAUGUCGUCCGAACCCUCGAUAUGUACCGUACAUAAGACCAGCCCCGCCAUGCAUCAUUGACCUUCUCCCACCAGCCGGUUAUCCUACGAAUCCUUCUACAUCCUUAACGACGAAAUUUAUCCAUACUUCAACAAAUAAAAUCCGAUGUCCUGUGAACUGUGUUGCGUGGACUCCAGAAGGACGACGCGUGCUCACUGGCAGCACGUCUGGAGAAUUUACUCUAUGGAACGGGUUGACAUUCAACUUUGAGACGAUUCUUCAAGCUCAUGAUAGUGCUGUGCGGGCACUAUCGUUCUCGCGGUCAGGAGCGUAUCUCGCCAGUGCAGAUCAAACUGGUAUCAUCAAGUAUUUUCAGCCGAAUAUGAACAACUUGACUGCAUGGCAGGGUCACCGAGAGGCGGUUCGAGAUAUCAGCUUCUCACCUGAUGAUGCGCGUUUUGCUACGGCUAGCGACGAUUCGACCGUACGGAUAUGGAAUUUUGAAGAAAGCAAGGAGGAGAGGGUGUUGUCUGGACACGGUUGGGACGUGCGAUGCGUUCAGUGGCACCCUUCGAAAGGUUUGCUAGCUUCUGGAAGCAAAGACAAUCUAGUGAAGUUUUGGGACCCUCGAACCGGAACUUGCCUGUCGACAUUGCAUCAUCAUAAAAACACAAUCCAAGCACUCUCAUGGUCACCGGAUGGUGGAAUUCUUGCUACAGGUUCACGAGACCAGACAAUCCGACUCUUUGAUAUUCGCGCGAUGAAGGAGUUCCGCGUCCUCAGGGGACAUAAGAAGGAAGUCUGCUCUCUUACAUGGCAUCCAAUCCAUCCAAUUCUCGUUUCCGGAGGCUCAGAAGGCUCGAUUCUUUAUUGGGACGUCGACAGCCCAGCUUCAAUCCUAGCCAACUCUUCCUCCCAAUCCUCCACUGCCGUCUCUCAAGCUACCGAAGGACCCCGUGCGACACUCGCACAAGCACACGACAGCAACGUCUGGUCACUCGCCUUCCAUCCUUUAGGUCACAUACUCGUCAGUGCAUCUAACGACCACACGACACGAUUCUGGGCACGAGAGCGGCCUGGAGACGCUGGUUCGACGUUUUCGGGUGGUGGGAUUCGACCACCUGAGGGAGGUGCGGAAGAGGAUGAUGAUGCGGAGGAUGAUGGGGAUGGGAUGGCUGUGCCUGGGUUGUCAUGGUGGGGGAAGGAAGAGGACGCGAAUGCUAUGCCGAUGUUACCUGGGUUCUCUGGUGCCUCUGCAGCAGCAGCAGCUGCUGCUGCUGGUGCAUCUGCGUCUGCAGUUGGAAACACGUCUACGACCAACGAAGAUGGAAUACCGGGUAUACCAGGUUUUGGACGCACCUCUACGGCUCCUCCAACUCAGCAAGUCGAUGGCCGUGUUGGACAGCGUCAAGAUGAUUCUGGGUAUAUGGAUCAUAAUGGUGGAGGUGGGGUUAAUGGAGAAUGGGGAGGCAACCAAGGUGGAUCAUCGUCUUAUGGUGGUGGGUAUCGGGAUCGUGGUGGGUAUGGCGGUAGAGGUAGUUUUGGUGGUGGACGUGGCAGUCGGUGGGGUCCGAGGAGAGGCGGACGACAUUAAAUUACUUGAUUCCACUGAUUUUAUGUUAUCACUACUACUCUGUUCUUUUGCAAUAUAUCUUCUUGUAGUAUCUCAACUCUGAAUGGACAAAGCAACUAUUUU